Molecule: messenger RNA, 2103 nt
Organism: Nematostella vectensis (starlet sea anemone)
Lineage: Eukaryota; Metazoa; Cnidaria; Anthozoa; Actiniaria; Edwardsiidae
Product: sugar transporter SWEET1
Exons: 6
Coding region: 70-729 (219 amino acids)
Biological process (GO): carbohydrate transport
Cellular component (GO): membrane
Molecular function (GO): sugar transmembrane transporter activity
Source: RefSeq, a predicted model, not a curated record
UGUAGAUGUUUAUGCUCCAGUUCAGUACAGUGUGUUUAGAUAAAGUUUUCGAACAAAAAUAAUAAUUGGAUGCCAGAUAUGUUGCUUGAAAUCUUGUCAUGGCUUGCGAUAGUUCUAACCAUUGGGUUUUUCGCAUCGGGAAUUUUAGCGUGUAAGAGGAUCAUAGUUAGUGGCGAUGUUGGGGACGUGCAGUUCCUGCCCUUCGUCACCACACUCAUGAAUUGUCUCCUGUGGACCAUCUAUGGAUAUUUAAAAGAUGACUCAACAAUUAUCAUAGUCAACUUUGUGGGAGCUUUAUUACAAGUUGUAUAUAUUUUAUGCUUUCUCUACUUUUCCAGAGAAAGGGGUAAUAACUUGGCAUUUCUGUUCUACUCUGCUAUUGCCAGCGCAUCACUUUUUAUGUACCUGUCUUUUGUCAUCGUUGAAAGUAACACCAGGUUAUCCCACAUGGGCAAGAUCUGCAUUGUUGUGACAAUUAUGAUGCAGGCAUCACCAUUAGCCACAGUGGCAAGAGUAAUCAGGACGAAAUCUACAGAAAGUAUGCAGUUUACAUUCUCCUUCCUGAUAACACUUUGCUCCUUUGUGUGGUUGUGUUAUGGAACAGUGAUCUAUGACAUCAAUGUACAGCUUCCUAAUUUGAGUGGAGUUCUGCUUGGGUUAGCACAGUUGUCACUCUUCUGUAUCUACUCUUCAACUCCUGGAAGCAAAGUCCCAGUCACUAUUGCAUAGGCCAAAAUGACUGUAUGUAAGGCAAUAUCUGUAAGGCAAAGACUGUAUGUAGGUGUAAGACAAAGACUGUAUGUAGGUGUAAGACAAAGACUGUAUGUAGGUGUAAGACAAAGACUGUAUGUAGGUGUAAGACAAAGACUGUAUGUAGGUGUAAGGCAAAGACUGUAUGUAGGUGUAAAACACAGGCAAAUCUGUGGACCCUACAGUAGGUCCCGUAUUUUUUGUCUAAACUUUCACACAAAGAGGGGGACUGGAUCCACACCAGGGCGGCAGUGUUUAGAACACACACCCCGUGAAAGAAUGCUUAUGGGGUGUAACACACGCACUGUGAAAGAAUGCUUAUGGGGUGUAACACACACCCCGUGAAAGAAUGCUUAUGGGGUGUAACACACGCACUGUGAAAGAAUGCUUAUGGGGUGUAACACACGCACUGUGAAAGAAUGCUUAUGGGGUGUAACACACACACUGUGAAAGAAUGCUUAUGGGGUGUAACACACACCCCGUGAAAGAAUGCUUAUGGGGUGUAACACACACCCCGUGAAAGAAUGCUUAUGGGGUGUAACACACGCACUGUGAAAGAAUGCUUAUGGGGUGUAACACACGCACUGUGAAAGAAUGCUUAUGGGGUGUAACACACGCACUGUGAAAGAAUGCCCAAGCAGUGUAACACGCCCUGUGAAAAAAUGCCCAAGUGGGGUUGUAACACAUACCCUGUAUAAGAAUACCCAAGGGGUGUAUACUUAGAAUGUCAUCUCAUCACAGCAGAGAGUAAAAUCUAAAGCAGACAAAUCUUUAUGUGACUUUCUUACUGGCUAAAGUAAACAGACAGAUGUUCACAAUACACACUGUGAAGAGUAAAACCAAAAUAAUCCUGAAAAAAAAGGGUUGCUGCUGCUGAAAAAUGUUGAAAAAUGUUGAAAAAUGAGAUGUUCAUUUCAGUAGCAAACUAAGUCUUUUUGACUAUGAAUUCAAUUCAUCCUGCAUAAAUUAGGACCACAUUUCAUCACUGAAGUAAAAAUAUAUGCAUGGGUAAUUAUGUUUUCCCAAGAUUGAGAGUUUUCUUUAUUCAAAAUUUGACCAACUCAACAAUAACUUCAGAGCCAGUUAUAACAGUAGAAGACAUUGCCAUUUCUGACGGAAGGAUUUCUAGUAAGACACCUUAAGGGGAAAUAAUUGAAACCUUCGUGUUAUUUAAAACGUUGCCUUAUAUUUAAAAAUGGUAGUUUCCUGUUUCCAAGCAAUUAAUAUAGCACAUGUAAACUACACAUAUUACACAGAUUUAGUUUUUUUAAGGUUUCAUUGAAACCGUUAACAACCUUGUAAAAAGUACUGAUUAUUGCUAUCUAGAAUAACAAAUAAAAGACACAGAGUUCA